Saxophila tyrrhenica is the source of this 1770-nucleotide messenger RNA. It is a transcript of the gene cdc1, whose product is annotated as DNA polymerase delta small subunit Cdc1. The record is from RefSeq and is a predicted model, not a curated record. Gene Ontology annotation, biological process: DNA replication; DNA strand elongation involved in DNA replication. The coding region runs from base 1 to 1770 and encodes 589 amino acids. Gene Ontology annotation, molecular function: DNA binding. NCBI's taxonomy places the organism in Eukaryota, Fungi, Ascomycota, Dothideomycetes, Mycosphaerellales, Extremaceae. Gene Ontology annotation, cellular component: delta DNA polymerase complex. The transcript has 3 exons.
AUGGCCGUCGACCACACACCCUCCGACAAUGCACUGCUUUCAGCACCCUCGAAAGACCAACGUGAAACCCUCAAUCGCACGCCAUCGCACUACAAUCCCCUCACAACCUUCGACCUUCCAAAGGGCGAGCAACGACAUUACCAGCAGCAAUAUGCCGACAUGUACUACACCCGCCUGGCCAAACUCAAACCCGCCGUGGUGAAGGUCGCAGCAGACGCCUGGUCCGAACUCGACAUCGGCGGCGAAAGCCCCCGCCAAGUCGAACGAGUGCUGGAUGUGCGGCAGGGCGAUCUGUGCUGGGUGGUCGGGACGUGCUACAUGGAGAUGCCGUUGAAGCCGAAUGUGCUGGAUGACAUUGGCAAAGAGCACUGGAUCGCUGCUCCACCGCCACGAGUGAAAUAUGUGGAGGAUGAAGGGAAAGAACAGAUGAUGCUGGAAGACGAGAGUGGACGGCUACGGCUCACAGGAGGCGUAUUGAGCGAGGUACUGCUGGUAACAGGCGCCAUCAUCGCAGUAGUGGGCACCGAGAACAAGGACGGUGACUUCGAGGUCAUCGACAUCCGCGUCCCAGAUCUCCCAGAACAGCCCCAACGCUGGGAACGCGACGACGGCUACUCUGACCUCCCCAGAGACAAGAAACCUCCGCCCAAAUCUCAUCCCAAAGGCGGCAAAGUCGCCAUCGUCUCUGGCCUCAGCAUCAGCGGUGACGCUGGUGACACUCUAACGCUCGACCUACUGCUCGAAUACCUCCUGGGCGAGUCGACAGGCCCAGACGACCAAGCCGAAACAUCCACAAUCUCACACCUAAUCAUAGCCGGCAACUCCCUCUCCAACGCCUCCCCUAUCCCCUCACGCUCCGCCCUCGCAGCCGCCGCAGCCAAGAACCGCGGCGCAGCGAAGAAAUACGGCUACGACAGCAGCGCCUACAACGCCGCCCCCACCGACCGCCUCGACACCUUCCUCGCCAACCUCCUCCCCUCCAUCCCCGUCACCCUGUUACCAGGCGAGCACGACCCAACUUCCACCUCCCUCCCCCAGCCCCCAAUCCACGCAGCCAUGUUCCCGUAUUCCCGCGCCUACAUGCCGCACCCUUCUCAACCCACGAGCAACGAACCACACUACUUCCACCCCACCACCAACCCCUCAACCUUCGACUUAUCCGGCCACCGCUUCCUCGGCACCUCCGGCCAACCCCUCGACGACAUCUACCGCUACGUCCACGGCGAUUCGCGUCUGGAGAUGAUGGAAGCGAUGCUGCGCUGGCGGCUCGUCGCCCCCACGGCCCCGGAUACGCUAUGGUGCUAUCCGUUCCAGGACGGAGACGCGUUCGUGAUGGAGGAGUGUCCACACUUGUUUUUUGUGGGGAAUCAGCCGAAGUUCGAGACGGGGUUGGUGGAGGGGCCGGGGGGCGAGAGAGUGCGGGUGGUGGCUGUGCCUGGGUACAGGGAGACGGGGGAGGUGGUGGUGGUGGAUUUGGAGAGUGACGAGUUGGGGGUUGAGGUGGUGAGGGUGGAGGUGUUUGAGGGCGGCGGCGGGAGGAACGAGGAGAUGAUCGAGAGGGCUCGUCGAAGAUACAGCAUGGGAGAGCCGCUUCUGCUUCUGCUUCUCGAGGUGGUAGCAGGAGACAUUCCUCACCUCCAUCACGAUUCCCAGACGACGACGCCUGCGAACGCACACCAACAGACCCUGUCCAACGUCGCUGGAGAAGGCGGCGGGGCAGAGAAGGCCGCUGCUAAAGCGGUCUACACAAUUCAGCACUGGCAAUCCUAG